AUGCCUCGUGAUCCCUCUCAUAAACCCCGUCUUCCUCUCUUGUUACUCACCUCUCUCCUAAUCCUCAUCCUGGCGGCCUUCAUCCCCUCCAUAACCUCCCGCCUCACCCUCAUCCUCUCCCACCUCCGCUCCCAAUCCACCACACCAAACCUCGCCAAAAUGACGUCCCUCUACUCCCGCGAGCUCGAAAUCGCCCAGCUAGCCGUCCAACGCGCCUCCAUCCUCACCAAACGCGUCUUCCACGAGACCUCCAAAGGAACCGUCUCCAAAGACGACGCCUCCCCCGUCACCAUCGGCGACUUCGGCGCCCAAGCCCUGAUCAUCUCCGCCCUCAAGCACAACUUCCCCCACGACGAAAUCGUCGCCGAGGAAGAGGCCACCGAGCUCCGCGCCAACCCUCCCCUCCGCGAUCAAAUCUGGGAGCUUGUCCGCACUACCAGCUUGGAUGACGUCGCUGCUGAGGGGCUUUUGGGAGGCGGGAUCAAGGAUGCGGAUGCAAUGCUUGAUAUCAUCGACCAAGGAAACAGCAAAGGUGGAAAAGUAGGGAGGGUCUGGACUAUUGAUCCAAUUGAUGGCACCAAGGGUUUUUUGAGAGGGGGGCAAUACGCCGUUUGCCUUGCCCUGUUAGAGGACGGGGAUGUCAAAGUGGGAGCGAUUGGGUGUCCUAACUUGCCGGUUGACGAUGCGGCACCUUUGACGGCCGAUAUCGGGGCUAAUGCUACCGACGACGAAGGGAGGGGUGUGCUUUUUUCUGCGGUUAUUGGACAGGGCGCAACGAGCAGACCUCUCAAGGCCGGUGCCCUGGCUGAGGAGAGGAGCAUCUCUAUGAAGCCUCUUACCGACAUGUCCAACGCAAGCUUUUGCGAGAGUGUCGAGGCGGGACACUCGAACCAGAGCGAGUCGGCGCAGAUUGCGCAGAAGCUGGGGAUUACCAAGCAGAGUGUGAGAAUGGACUCGCAGGCCAAGUACGGGUCUAUUGCCAGAGGCGCGGGAGAUAUCUACCUGCGUUUGCCGACUUCCAAGACAUACCAGGAGAAGAUCUGGGAUCACGCUGCUGGUGAUUUGAUUGUGAGGGAAGCUGGCGGCCAGGUAACCGAUAUCAAGGGUAACCGUCUGAAUUUUGGCGUGGGGAGGACGUUGGCCACCAACAGCGGUGUCAUUGCUGCGCCAAAGGCUGUUCACAGCCAAGUUCUGAGCGUCGUCCAGGAGGUCCUGGGUGUAAAAUAA
Molecule: messenger RNA, 1227 nt
Organism: Podospora pseudocomata
Lineage: Eukaryota; Fungi; Ascomycota; Sordariomycetes; Sordariales; Podosporaceae
Gene: MET22
Product: 3'(2'),5'-bisphosphate nucleotidase
Exons: 1
Coding region: 1-1227 (408 amino acids)
Biological process (GO): phosphatidylinositol phosphate biosynthetic process; sulfate assimilation
Molecular function (GO): 3'(2'),5'-bisphosphate nucleotidase activity
Source: RefSeq, a predicted model, not a curated record